This is a messenger RNA of Onychomys torridus (southern grasshopper mouse), 4000 nucleotides long. RefSeq names its product zinc finger protein 28-like. The record is from RefSeq and is a predicted model, not a curated record. Gene Ontology annotation, molecular function: DNA-binding transcription repressor activity, RNA polymerase II-specific. Gene Ontology annotation, biological process: negative regulation of transcription by RNA polymerase II. The transcript is spliced from 7 exons. Lineage: Eukaryota; Metazoa; Chordata; Mammalia; Rodentia; Cricetidae. Bases 99 to 2588 code for a protein of 829 amino acids.
GCCUGGAGGGUGCGGGUGUGGCCGGGGGUGUGUCCGUGAGUCUCGGCCUUGGAGGGCGUCCGCCGCCUGGCCGGGAGAGCGUGUGCCCCUCGUGUGACAUGCGGGAGGUGGCGAGUGGGGGGCCGCGAGAGCCCCGGGCCCUCCUGGGGCGCGGCACCCUCUGCACAAAGCCCAGGGCUGGGGGAGGUCCUGCGGUGGGGACUACAGCCGCUGGUGGGCGUCCCGCCCGGGGAAGGCCGCGCUCCAAGAACGGCCUGGCCGCCCAGGGCGGGCACGGAGCGGUGACCUCGGGGCCUGCGCACAAGGCUCUGCUUUCCAGAGAUAUCAACUUCCUCCCGGAGAUUAACCGCAAACGGGAAGCUGCCCCUCCAGGGACUAAACUUAAAGCCAAGUGUCAGGGCUUGGUGACGUUUGGGGAUGUGGCUGUUGUGUUCUCCCAGGAGGAGUGGGGAUGGCUCAGCUCGGAGCAGAGGAGUCUGUACUGGAAGGUGAUGCUGGACAACUACAGGAACCUGGCGUCCCUGGGACUUUGUGCUUCUAAGCCAGAUAUGAUCGCCUUGUUGGAACAAGGAGAAGAUCCCUGGGCAGUGGAAAGAAAGAGGGCAAGAGGCCGGUGUCCAGACUUAAAGGCUGUGCAGAAGUUCCCUCCAAAGGACUUAGGUGAAGGAAAGUUUUCCCAGGCAAUGGUGAAAAAACAGCUCCUGCACCUUAGACCCAAGUGCUCUAUGUUAGGGGGAAACUGGGAUGGUGAUGCCAUGUUCCAGACACUGAGGGGCUUGAAGACCAUCCCAGAUAUGGCUAGAGACAGCUCUCCGCAGCUUGCAUCAGCUCCAAAGAGUUUCUGUAAGGAGGCGACAUGGGAGACCUGUGAUGACCUGGGGUCCUUAGGCCAGCCGUCUCUACCUGAGGCCCAGGAUUUGUUUCCAAAGCAGGACUCAAAUGCCAAAAGGGUGACAGACAGAACUUCCAGCACUAAAUUCGAGUGCUCCACCUUCAGAGAAAAUUGGGGUUCUGAGUGUGUGUCUGAAAGGAAUGGUCAGGACACACUGUUUGAGCAAGAGAUGGUUGCUCAGAGCAAAGCCUUCCCAGAGGGGAGAGAUUGUGUGUAUAUCACAUCUGGAAGAUGGUUUCAUUUGAACAGUUCAGAAGAGAGACGUCAUAAUUGCGAUUCAGGUAAAAGUUUUCCCCCACAUUCAGUGGUCAUAAAAGAAACAGGAAUCUAUGCAGGCAAAAAACUUUUUAAAUGUAAUGAAUGUAAGAAAACUUUCACCCAGAGCUCAUCCCUUACGGUUCACCAGAGAAUUCACACCGGAGAGAAACCCUAUAAGUGUGAGGAGUGUGGGAAAGCCUUCAGUGAUGGCUCCUCUUUCGCACGCCACCAGAGGUGCCACACAGGCAAGAAGCCGUAUGAGUGCAUCGAGUGUGGCAAGGCUUUCAUACAGAACACCUCCCUUGUCCGUCACUGGAGGUACUAUCACACCGGGGAGAAACCCUUUGAUUGCAUCGAUUGUGGUAAAGCCUUCAGUGAUCACAUAGGGCUUAACCAGCAUAGGAGAAUUCACACUGGAGAAAAGCCUUACAAAUGUGACGUGUGUCACAAAUCCUUUCGAUACGGCUCAUCCCUCACUGUGCACCAAAGGAUUCAUACUGGAGAAAAACCAUAUGAGUGUGAUAUUUGCAGAAAAGCCUUCAGCCAUCACGCGUCGCUCACUCAGCAUCAAAGAGUGCAUUCUGGAGAAAAGCCUUUUAAAUGUAAAGAAUGUGGGAAAGCUUUUAGGCAGAAGAUACACCUUGCUAGUCAUUUGCGGAUCCAUACGGGGGAGAAGCCCUUCGAGUGUGGGGAAUGUGGGAAAUCUUUCAGCAUCAGCUCACAGCUUGCCACUCACCAGAGAAUUCACACAGGAGAGAAGCCUUAUGAGUGUAAGGUUUGUAAGAAAGCGUUUACGCAGAAGGCUCACCUUGCACAGCACCAGAAAACUCAUACGGGAGAGAAACCGUAUGAGUGUAAGGAAUGUGGCAAGGCCUUCAGCCAGACCACUCACCUCAUUCAGCAUCAGAGGGUUCACACUGGAGAGAAGCCCUAUAAAUGUCUGGAGUGUGGGAAGGCCUUUGGGGAUAACUCAUCCUGUACUCAACACCAGAGACUUCACACCGGCCAGAGACCUUAUGAGUGUGUGCAAUGUGGGAAGGCCUUCAAGACCAAAUCCUCCCUCACUUGCCAUCGUAGAUGUCACACUGGAGAGAAGCCUUAUGAGUGCAGUGCGUGUGGCAAGGCCUUCAGCCAUCGCCAGUCUCUUAGUGUGCAUCAGAGAAUUCAUUCUGGGAAGAAACCGUACGAGUGUAAGGAAUGUAGGAAAACCUUCAUCCAAAUCGGACAUCUUAACCAACAUAAGAGAGUCCAUACUGGAGAGAGAGCAUGUAACUGUAAGAAGGGCAGCAAGGCCUUCAGGCAGACCGCACACUUUGCUCACCAUCAACGAAUUCAUUCUGGAGAGGCGUCCACUCACCCUUCUUUGCCUUCCACAUCCGGUCCUGUGGAUCUCUUCCCCAAAUUUGUGUGGAAUCCAUCCUCCCUUUCAUCAUCAUAAUCUCAAAACAUUGCCGCUCCACUCCACUACUUUAACAGUUCACCUCUCUGUCCCUUUGUUCCCUUUUGUCCCUUACAGGUUUGUUCUUCAUGUUUCAGUCAGGUUGGGUUAGUUUUGGAGUGUACAUGUAAUUAAUUUGCUCAUCAAAAACUUGUAUUAAUGCCUAAGGUGUGCUUAGUACAGUGCCUGAUCUGUGCCAAGUAUUCAGCAAACAAAACUUGGCUCUUUUAAAGGUUUAUUUUUGAAAAUGGUUGUUUUAUUUGAAUGAUGCAAUAGAAUGAGGCUAGGAGAAACCAGAUUUCAGAACAGAAAGGGAGUCUCUGAGUUGUUGAUGAGGCUUGCUUCUUUUCCGUGACAGCUUGAUGCUAAGCCAGUGGUAUGGUGGGCUCAUCUGUAAUCCUAGUGUUCAUGAAUUCAAGGCCAGCGGGGCAGCUUAGUGAGACCCUGUCUCUAAAUAAAAACAACACAGUCGAUCCCACACUGCUGAAUUGUGUCAUGGCUUUGGAUUUGAACUACGUGAAUGUAAGUAUGGUAAUAGAACUUUUAGUGAGGUAACUCCACUACACACAUGGCAAUAAAAGGAUAGACAGUGUAAGUGUGUAGGCCACCUGACACAGAUGAAUCAAAACAACUGGAAAAGUGCAAGGUUUUAUAUAUAUGUACUUACAACUACCAACAAACUACUUAAGAAUGAGAAAACUGAAGGAUUUGAUCUAUUGAAAGUCACUGGUUUAUGAAUGCAUUCUUGGUAAACAUCCAGGUAUUAACUCUGGGGCAAACUGAUCUACAGUGGAGCAGCAAACUGAUUAUUUUUGUAUGGACCAUAAUCUAAAUUUCUAAAAAUGUGUUAAGUGGUUUUAAACAUUGGUGAUUGUGUGAAAGUUACAUUUUAGGGUCUGUAGGUGAAGUUGUCUUGGCAUGCAGCCACACAUUCACUUACAUAUUGUUUGUGAUGCUUCCUUCUGUCUUCAGAGGGGAAGUUGUAUCGUGAUGAGGACCAUUUGGCUCAGAGAGCUAAAACAGAGUUUUGUUGAGCUACAGCAAUGAUCGUUGGUCUGUCACAGUGGCAGAGUUGAUGGCUGCGCUGGAGACCACGGCCACAUUAAGCUACAGAUAUUUACAGCUGAGGAGGAGAAGGUACAAAAGUUCCUAACUUCAUGGCAAUAAUAAACCCUGACCAAAAAAAAAACCAAACCCAAACCCAAGACUAUCGGGCCAGUGUGAUGGCUGAGCAGGUAAAGGCUCCUGUUGCCAAUCCUGACAACUGAGUUUGAUCCUUGGGACUCAGGUGGUAGAAGGAGACAACUCCUGAGGGUUGUCCUGAGUUCACACCUUCACACAAGUGCUGUCGCAGGCACGCUCCAAACACAAGCAAUAGAGACUUUAAAAAUUCGGCUUAUGAGCAGCUUAUG